Molecule: messenger RNA, 3230 nt
Organism: Gryllus bimaculatus (two-spotted cricket)
Lineage: Eukaryota; Metazoa; Arthropoda; Insecta; Orthoptera; Gryllidae
Source: the annotation of a GenBank genome assembly
AUGAUUACGGUGUCAACCUGUGCACACGUGGAUGCUCAGACGGAACAGGAGUUGGUUAAAUCUGUCAUUCUGAGGUACUAUUUCGGAGAGCAUCCGCGCAGCAACAUUGAAGUGUCGCUCCAGGACGCCGUGCGGUUACUAAAUCACGUGCGGUGGCAGCACGACCGCGAAAUCGCCCUCUACUACUUCGGCUACAACAGCGGCCCGGACAGUUCCAGCACGCGGGCGAUGGUUGCGGCGUACGUGAAGCACGCCAACUUCAUCGUGGUGGACUGGUCGCAGGUGACGAACCAACACUACGCGGUGGCGGUGGCGUUGGUGGAGGCGGUGGCCCGCGCCGUGGCGGCGGCGGUGGACGCCAUGGUGAACCAGGGCGCCGACGUGAGCCACGUCAUCGGGCACAGCCUGGGCGCGCACGUGGCGGGGGCGACGGCGCGCUCCGUCCACCGCCGGGUGCAGAACGUGAUCGCGCUGGACCCCGCGGGCCCGCUCUUCUACAGCGAGGCGCUGCCGGGCGAGCAGUGCACGGCGGCGGUGGGGCUCAACGACGCGCGCUGCGUGCUGGCGCUGCACACGUGCAUGGGUGUGCUGGGCGCGCCCGUCGCCACCGGCCACGUGGACUUCUUUCCGGGCGGCGGGCACGCGCCGCAGCCCGGCUGCCGCAUGUGGAACACGAGCCUGCCCAGCUUCGCGUGCAGCCACGAGCGCGCCGUGCAGCUGUGGGCGGAGGCCGUGGUCCGGCCGACCGCCCUCGUCGGGCGGCGCUGCGGGUCCUGGGGGGACUUCGUGGCGGGCAGGUGCAACGCCAACCCCACGGCGCUGCUGGGGAAGUGCAGCAAUUUGACGGGCGACUUCUUCCUGGCAACCAACUUGGAUAUUGUGGCCCUUUCCCUUCCCACAAGGCCCAGCGGUCGGUCUCAAGGUCAUCACUGGUCAAGAGGACAAAAAAGUGGAGGAACUAGAGAAAACGGGGGAAAGAACACAACUACGUUCCUUCCUCUUCGGCGCGCCCAGAACCCCUGUCUCGAAAAUGCAGAAUUAGCGGGAAAAGUUUCACGCGGGCAGUCUCAAGGUGGAGUUGGAAGUGGUAACAGCAAAAUGAGUACAUACGAUAAUAAAGGGCUUCCACUAAGAGUGCAGGAGUCCAUGAAAAAACUGUUAACAUUAAUGGAAAGGACUGGAUACGAAAUUGUCCAAAUAAAUGGACAGAGAUUAUUUGGACCACCGAAACACUGGAAAGGAUCUCCACCUGCGAAAGGAAGUGAAGUUUUUGUUGGAAAGCUGCCUCGAGAGUGUUAUGAAGAUGAACUUGUACCUGUGUUUCAAACAGCUGGGAAAAUUUACCAAAUGAGGCUGAUGAUGGAUUUUUCAGGAACAAAUCGUGGAUAUGCGUUUAUCCAAUACAGUAAGCCGAGUGAAGCGAAAGCCGCGGUUAGUCGUCUAAACGGUUAUCCUAUCCGGCCGAACUGGAAAAUAUUUGUCUCUCACUCUCUCGAUAAUUGUCGUUUGUUUAUGGGUGGCAUUCCUCGUCAUAUUGACCCUUUGGAAAUAGAGGAGGUGUUUUUUGGAACAUUUGAACGUCUUGUUGAUAUAAAACUAUACGUAAAUACCAGGGAUCCUAGCAGAAAUCGUGGAUUCGCAUUUUUGGAAUUUGAAAACCAUCGAUCUGCCGCCAUGGCUAGACGAAAGUGUUAUCCUUGCAAACUGCAUCUGUGGGGACAACCUCUUAGUGUUGAUUGGGCUCUUCCAGAACCUGAAGUGGAAGAAGGCGUUCUAACUAAGGUCAAAAAAUUAUACAUUAGAAACUUGUCUUCUUCAACAUCAGAAGGAGAUAUCAAGACAGCUUUUGAAUGCGACUUCCCACCCGGUACGGUAGAGAAGGGCUUCUCAACAAUGCAAUACUCCUCAGUGAUAAUGCAACAAGCUACACUGCAGCCUGUGUCCAGAACCUUUGCAGUGGUGGGGGGUGCAGAUCUUGGACACCCUCCGUACUCCCCUGAUCACAGUCCUUGCGACUUUGAUCUCAUUCCAAAAAUGAAGACGCUGCUGCAUGGCAACAGGUUGUUAGCUCAAAAGAAGCUUGGCGACAGUAUUAUUGAAGUUUCUUGGGCAAAACCUAAGGACAAAUUAAUUCCAAGGCCACACUUAAAGAAAUAUGAACGCUCAAUAGGCCAUGAUUUAUUGAAAGCUGACAGCAUUCAAGAAAAUAUGAGUGCUUUCUCAAGAAAUUGCACGGUAAUGUUCCAGCCUACUUAUCAGUCUUCUAACAUUCACCAAGGUACAAUUAAUCUUGAAGGCAUAAAUAGCAGCACUUUACCCCAGUAUCCUGCCUUUGAAAAUCCUGGAAUGUAUUCCAAUACUGCGCAAGGACUAUAUUAUGGACCUGCAGCAUCACAACAAAUGCCAUCUGUUGGUGGUCAGAUGGGCAUGUGCACUCCUUUUUAUCAAGGGCAAUCUCUAUAUGUUCCUUAUGAACCAGCAGGUGUUUCUGAAGCCCAGAUAUCAGAGGACUUUGCUCACAAUGGUUAUCCCACUGACGAAACAGGAUGUGGAGCUUCUGUAUAUUGGGAAAACGAGUUGAUGAAUAAUGGUGCCUGUGGGAUCCAACAAGUUGAAAGAAGAGGAGCAGUUUCAAAUCCACAGUAGUCUUAAUUACAUAACAUUGAAUAUUGGAUUUUGCAACUUUUGUUUUAAUUUUGGCUAUUAGUUUGUUCAUUUACAAUUUUAAACAAUACUUUGAAUUGUAUGUAAGAACAUGCAAACAUUAUGUAUUGUACGUAACAACAUCCUACAAAAUUAAAUUUUGUUGCAUAUAAUUAACAUUGUUUCUGUAGAUUUAUAUCAUAAUCUACUGAAACUCUACCAAUUUUGGGAAAUUAACUAAAUUUCAUUAGGAUGUCUUAAUGAAUUUGUUUUUAUUUGAAGGUGAAUUCGAUUUCAAAAUAUUGUAAUACACUGUUCUGUAGGUAUUAUAUGAAUUGUCCUGAAUAUUAAUUUGUCUUGCAUUCUUCAAUGUUUUAAAGAAGUUCAAAUUCUGUAUGGUUUGGUCAUUUUAAUAUUUGUGGUGUAAAUUUAAUCCCCAUGUGCAUAUUUUGUCAUGGAAGAAUUUAUAAAGGACAGUAUAAUCAAGAGAGCAAAUCAUUCUUAAUAAUUAUAGCACUCAUAAUGAAGUUCAAAUUUCUCAUCAUUUAGAUGAUGUAUGCAUUUUUGUAACUAUAGAAUUAUAGUUC